AUGUCUGCACAUAUAUUAAGCACAGCUUCUUUUACUCUACCAGACGGUCGUUUGCCUUUCUUCUUCCCUUCCUUACGGCAGGGUCUAUUGAAUCCUUCUCGUCCCAGCCUUUGUUCGCUAUGGUUCCGCGCUUUUGACAUUCUCCCUGGUUUACAGAAGCUUAAGCUUUCCUUGGGGACGGAUAUGUCACGACCAACUCCAAUCUCAGCGUCUGUCUCUAUGGUAUUACCUCUCUCUGAGGUUAUUUACUGGCCUUCUGAGGGUCCUUUAUUGCUCAAGCGCUCCUCCUACUCAAAUGUUCAGGUGCAGGAUGCUUUCAUUUUCGAUCCUCAACUGCAAUUUAUACGACGCAGACUAGCAGCAGAAGAGAAACGCGUUGUUAAACGCGGACGUAACCGUGUUGUUCGAUUGUAUCAAUUGUUAGGCUCGAACUCUGCGCGCGUAUCACUUUUCCUCUCUCGUCUAAUGUUGCCUUCUCACAUUGGCUUACAUGAUGGUACUUUGGGUCAAACCACCAUCGAUGAUACAAUUCUGCCGUUGGUUACCCCAUUAGUCAAUCAUCAGACCCAGCUAAUCCAGCCUUCUCACAUGCGAAAGCUUAUUCGUAAAGCAUCCCUUUCACAGGCUAAAGAGUCUUCAGUCACACUAGGUAAUUCAGUCAGGUUUUGGAAAUCUUUUUGGCGCAUGGAUGUCCCUUUGCCGGCUCGAAACGUUUGGUUUCGUUUGAUUCAUGGUAAGCUACCUGCCGCUUCCAAUCUACACAAGAUCAUUCCCUCUUUCUCUCCUUUCUGCCGUCUGUGUAAUCGAAGUUCGCCUUCAGAAACCAGUUGUCAUUUCUUAAUUGACUGUAGAAAAAAGUACCUCGCUUGGAAGCUCAUUUGGGCCCACUUCUUCCCUUUGUCCCCGUGGUCACGCCAUGUACUACUGCAGGCAAUCUUACAUCUUAAUUUCCCUCAACAGAAUUCAGUGCAAUCUCUUGAUUCCUCUAGCAUCUUUGGAUGCAGUUUGUUGAUGAUAUGGAAAGCACACUGGCGUUUUAUUUUUGAUUCUACGCCCUUCGUACCUACCCUGAUGCUUCAAGAAACUAUUCGGGUGGUGCAGUCGUUAGCCCCUCCAAGGACUGACAACCUCACUUCUCCAUAG
This is a messenger RNA of Rhizopus microsporus ATCC 52813, 1143 nucleotides long. RefSeq lists its product as uncharacterized. Bases 1 to 1143 code for a protein of 380 amino acids. Lineage: Eukaryota; Fungi; Mucoromycota; Mucoromycetes; Mucorales; Rhizopodaceae. The record is from RefSeq and is a predicted model, not a curated record. The transcript has a single exon.